AUGGCGCCUGAACCAAGCGCUGAUGUCCUCGGAUACGAGAAGUCAAUCUUCGAUGCUGGUCUUCACUUCGCCAGACCUGCAUUCACCUUUCAACCUUCUGCAUGGGAACCAUUAGCCAAAGAGACUCUUUCGGCCACGUCUUGGGGCUAUAUUCACGGGAACUGCGGUAAUGGCACAACAUAUCAGAACAAUAUCAAUUCCUUCUCUCGCUGGUCUAUAAUUCCUAACCGACUGGUGCCCAGUCGCAAGGAUGAGAACGGCAAUGAACAAUUCUCCGAUACUACCACCAAGGUCCUUGGUCAAACCCUUCCAUUCCCCUUGGCAAUUGCUCCUAUUGGUGUGCAAAAGAUCUUCAACCCAGAAGGAGAGUCAGCUACUGCUCGAGCUGCCGCGUCGCUGGGAAUCCCUUACACGCUCAGCACAGCUUCCAGCACAAGCAUCGAGGAUGUAGCAGCAGCGAAUGGCAAAGAUGCUCCUCGAUGGUUCCAGCUCUACUGGCCAAGUCGGGAACACGAUGAUAUCACAAUAUCAAUGCUCCAAAGAGCCAAGGCCGCUGGAUACACCGCACUAUUUGUCACACUCGACACCUACGUUCUCGGAUGGCGUCCCAGCGAUCUGGACAAUGGCUACAACCCCUUCAUCCACCCGGAUCACAUCGGCGUCGAGAUCGGUCUGACAGAUCCUGUUUUCAAAAAGCAGUUCAAGGACAAGCACGGAUAUGAUAUCACCGAUGCGCCUAGUGGAGCAUACCAAGCGGCUCAAGGUGGAUCAGCAGGAGGCAGUCUCGGCACCGCGGCCCGCGAGUGGGCCAAGAUCGUGUUUCCCGGACAUUCACAUUCGUGGGAGGACAUCGAAUUCUUGAAGAAGCACUGGGAUGGACCCAUCGUCCUGAAGGGCAUCCAAAGUGUUCCCGACGCCAGAAAAUGCGUCGAGGCUGGUGUCCAGGGAAUAGUCGUAAGCAACCACGGCGGCAGACAGCAGGACGGUGGAGUAAGCAGUCUAGGUAUGCUUCCAAGAAUCGCCGAUGCAGUCGGCGACAAGCUCGACAUUUUCUUCGAUAGUGGUGUCAGAUGUGGUGCGGAUAUCAUGAAGGCGAUUGCGUUGGGGGCGAAGUGUGUUCUUAUCGGACGCCCGUAUGCAUAUGGGUUGGCUCUGGGAGGAGAGGAUGGAGUGAGGCAUGUUCUUCGGGCGCUGUGUGGUGAUUUGACGAUGAAUAUGCACCUUGCUGGGCUGAGAGAUGUUGGUGAGGUGACGCGAGAUAUUUUGAUCAAGGAGAGUGAUGUUGUAUAA
Molecule: messenger RNA, 1290 nt
Organism: Fusarium sp. VM40
Lineage: Eukaryota; Fungi; Ascomycota; Sordariomycetes; Hypocreales; Nectriaceae
Source: the annotation of a GenBank genome assembly